This is a messenger RNA of Blastocystis hominis, 363 nucleotides long. RefSeq lists its product as hypothetical. The coding region runs from base 1 to 363 and encodes 120 amino acids. Gene Ontology annotation, cellular component: eRF1 methyltransferase complex. NCBI's taxonomy places the organism in Eukaryota, Bigyra, Opalinata, Blastocystidae. Gene Ontology annotation, molecular function: protein methyltransferase activity; S-adenosylmethionine-dependent methyltransferase activity. The record is from RefSeq and is a predicted model, not a curated record. The transcript has 4 exons.
AUGGAUCCCUCGCUCUUCUCGACUCCCUCUCUAGAUCACAUAUCUCCAGAAGAUUACUUGAACAUCUAUGAACCAGACCAAGACUCGUUCCUAUUUCUCGAUGCGCUGGAAAAUGAAUAUUCCUUUCUCAAGCAAUUAGAUCCCACCAUAAUUGUUGAAAUUGGACCUGGUUCGGGAAUUAUUUCGACCUUUCUGACAAGAAUUGUGAACGAAUCCCAUCCUACAGCAACGCUAGCUAUAGAUAUCAACAUGGAUGCGUGUCGAAUCACGCGCGAUACCUACCAUCAAAAUAAGAAUAGGUUGUUUACGGUGAUACAAUCCGUUCCAAUUUGCUUCAAUGCACCCUUCAGAGACUUCAAGUAG